GGGAAGGGGCGGGGCCGGCGGGGUGAUGGCUCCGGUUGUCGCCGCCGCCACCGCCUCACCAGCAGGAACCGAAGUCGCCGCCGCCGUCGUCCGGGUCGCCGGCCGCCCGCGCGCCGCCUCGGCCGGGGCCCGCAGCCAUGGAGGAUUUCAUCGUGAUCUCGGACGACAGCGGCUCCGAGAGCUCCGGGGGGGCCCGCUCGGGCAGGGCGCGGAGGCUCCGCCGGGCCCUGUCCCGAACCCCCGGCGCUCUGCCCCGCCGGACCGUGGACUUCAUUGACUUAACCAGAGAAACCAGACCAAGGGCAAAGGAUCGCAAUGGACUCUGUGUGAUUGACCUGACAAGAACUGAAGAAGAAAAUAGACCUAUUGCCACUCUUGACUUGACCCUAGAACCUAUUGCUCCUUCCCAGAAGGAGCCAGCCAGUCUUCAGACAUGUGCCAGCCUCUCCAGCAAAGAGGUGAUGGAAGGGCGGGUAGACAGAAGCUCUCGGCCUGCAGCACGGAGAAUCAUUAACAGCGAUCCCGUGGAUUUGGACCUUUUGGAAGAAACUGCAUUUGAAGGUCCACAACCUCCUACAUCCGUCAGUGGGGACUCUAUUUAUGCAGCAGAGCCAAAUUGCAGCUCAACUGCAUUCAAAGGUGACCUUGGCUUCUUGGCAAGCCUACAGCUAUCUUCAGAUGUUCACUCCCAUUCCCCAACAAGCAAUAAUGGUAGCAGCAGCAAUCAGAGGGCACCCUUGUCAACCCCACAGCAAGAUGUGCCUUGCCCACCACAAGCCUUGCCAUGCCCACUGCGAGCCUUGCCAUGCCCACUGCGAGCCUCACCCUGUCCACCACGAGCCUCCUCGUGCCCACCACGAGCCUUGUCAUGCCCACCAAAAACCAUGCAGUGCCAACUACAAGCUUUGCCUCACCCGCCUCAAGAAGUUCCGUGCCCUCCUCAAGAGACGCCAUGCCCUCAGCAGAAUGUGCCAAGCCCACCUCAAGACUCAUCGUGGCGACCUCAGUACUCACCCAGCCCACCUCAAGACUCACUGUGCCCACCUCAAGACUCUCUGGGCCUACCUCAAGAUGUACCAGGCCCACCUCAAAACAUAUCAUAUCCACAAGAUGCGGCACACUUACGGGAUAUGCCACAGUCACUGGGAGAUGUGGCACAGUCAUCAAGAGACACACCACAGUCACCAGAAGACGUGCCACGGUCACCAAGACAUGUGCCACAGUCACCAGUAAGCAUGUCACAGUCACCAUCAGACAUGCCACAGUCACCAGCAGAUGCGCCACAGUCACCAGAAAGCGUGCCACGUUCGCCUGGAGAAGUCCCACACUUCCCAGGAGAUAUGUUCCGUUCAGCUGGAGACAUGCCUUGCUUGCCAGGAGACAUGCUACACUCACUUGGAGAUUUGCCUCACUUACGACAAGACUGGCCUGACCCUCCCCAAAAUGAUACACAGAACCAUGACAUCCCUAUGGAAGUCUCAGCUCCGUCUUCUCCAAGGUCCUCUCCCAGUCCACAGUCUCCACAGUUUGAAACUUCCUUAGAGAAAGUUCCUUGGCUCUCUGCUACAGAAACACCAGCUAGAAAAGAGAGAUCACUGUCAGAGCCUGCUAACCCCGAGUCUGCCCAGGUACAAGCACGAACACCACAAGGUGGGUUAUACAGCAGACCAUGCCUGCAUAGACUGAAGUACUUCUUACGACCUCCAGUGCAUCACCUCUUCUUCCAGACACUAAUACCAGAUAAAGACACAAGAGAGAGUAAAAGUCAAAAAUUAGAACCAAUUCCUCAUCGAAGACUAAGAAUGGUAACAAACACCAUUGAAGAAAAUUUUCCCCUGGGGACUGUGCAGUUUUUGAUGGACUUUGUGUCACCCCAGCAUUACCCACCCAGAGAAAUUGUGGCUCACAUCAUCCAGAAAAUCCUGCUCAGUGGCUCUGAGACCGUGGAUGUACUGAAGGAGGCCUAUAUGCUUCUCAUGAAAAUUCAACAGCUACAUCCAGCUAAUGCCAAGACAGUGGAGUGGGACUGGAAGCUGCUCACUUAUGUCAUGGAGGAAGAGGGGCAAAAUCUGCCUGGGAGAGUCCUUUUUCUGCGUUAUGUGGUACAGACCCUGGAAGAUGACUUCCAGCAGAUCCUGAGGAGGCAACGACAGCACCUGCAGCAGUCCAUUGCAAGCACUGUGCUGUCCUGUGACAAGCAGCCCCACAAUGUCAGGGAUGUUAUCAAGUGGUUGGUCAAAGUAGUGACUGAAGACGGAUUAACUCAACCCACAAAUGGAAAUCAAACCUCUUCAGGAACAGGAAUCUUGAAGGCCACUAGUAGCCAUCCUUCUCCCCAGCCUAACCUGACAAAGAACACCAAUCAGCUGAUUGUGUGUCAGCUGCAAAGGAUGCUGUCUAUAGCCGUAGAGGUAGACAGGACCCCCACCUGCAGCUCCAAUAAAAUUGCUGAGAUGAUGUUUGGAUUUGUGCUGGACAUUCCUGAGAGGAGUCAGAGAGAGAUGUUCUUCACUACGAUGGAGAGCCACCUUCUGCGCUGCAAAGUGUUAGAAAUCAUAUUCCUUCACAGCUGCGAGACUCCCACCCGCCUGCCCUUGUCUCUGGCCCAGGCCCUCUACUUUCUGAACAAUUCCACAUCACUGCUCAAGUGCCAGUCGGAUAAAACCCAGUGGCAGACGUGGGAUGAACUGGUUGAGCAUCUGCAGUUUCUGUUAUCCAGUUAUCAACAUGUUUUAAGAGAGCACUUACGGAGUUCAGUGAUUGAUCGAAAAGACUUAAUCAUCAAAAGGAUUAAGCCCAAGCCCCAGCAGGGGGAUGACAUCACGGUGGUGGACGUGGAGAAGCAGAUCGAGGCCUUCCGCAGCCGCCUGGUCCAGAUGCUGGGGGAGCCGCUCGUGCCGCAGCUCCAAGACAAGGUGCACUUGUUGAAGCUCCUGCUCUUCUAUGCCGCCGACUUGAACCCCGAUGCAGAGCCUCCUCCAAAGAACUGGAGCAGCCCCUGAGGUCCUUCUAAGCACUGAACACCAAGAAUACCUCCCGAACUCUAUCUCCAACUACUUGGAAGUUCUAAAAGUAUCUGAAGUAGUUAAAAAUCUUAGAGGACCAAACCUAUCUAUUUAUCUGUAGGUUAUAACAACUUUCUAACUCUUUAGUAAAUAUCUUUUUUUGAUAUUCUAUCCUAGCCUGUUCUCAAAUAUGGCUUAAAUAUACAAGGUGUAUAUAUUUUUUAAUAAAUUAUUUAUACCUUUUUUGAAA
This is a messenger RNA of Leopardus geoffroyi (Geoffroy's cat), 3255 nucleotides long. It is a transcript of the gene SIMC1, whose product is annotated as SUMO interacting motifs containing 1. The transcript is spliced from 10 exons. The record is from RefSeq and is a predicted model, not a curated record. NCBI's taxonomy places the organism in Eukaryota, Metazoa, Chordata, Mammalia, Carnivora, Felidae. The coding region runs from base 138 to 3002 and encodes 954 amino acids.